Wasmannia auropunctata (little fire ant) is the source of this 739-nucleotide messenger RNA. Its product is annotated as oligosaccharyltransferase complex subunit OSTC. NCBI's taxonomy places the organism in Eukaryota, Metazoa, Arthropoda, Insecta, Hymenoptera, Formicidae. The transcript has 4 exons. The coding region runs from base 173 to 622 and encodes 149 amino acids. Gene Ontology annotation, cellular component: oligosaccharyltransferase complex. The record is from RefSeq and is a predicted model, not a curated record.
AGUUCGCGAGAGGGGGGGAAGGCGGAGGGACGACCGGUAGGCGCGGUAACCGGGGUAACCCUACCAAGAGUGCCAAGUGUGUUGCCAGACUGUCAGUCAGGUGGAUGUCUUCCGGGCGAGAUCCUUUAUUUUUCCAUCGCGUAGUAGCUUAAACUCCGACCACCGCGGCAGGAUGGAGUGCAUUUACCGAUUACCGUUCUUAAUCCUGGAAGUGCCUAACCUAAAGCUAAAAAGACCGUCCUGGUUCGUGAAGCCUAGCGCUAUGAUAGUCUUCGCUUUCAUACUGCUGUCGUACUUCUUGGUGACGGGAGGAAUCAUAUACGACGUAAUUGUCGAGCCGCCCAGCGUAGGAUCCACGACGGACGAGCAUGGUCACACGAGACCUGUAGCGUUCAUGCCCUAUCGCGUAAACGGACAGUACAUCAUGGAAGGUUUGGCCUCCAGUUUCUUGUUCACGAUGGGCGGCUUGGGCUUCAUCAUUCUGGAUCAGACGCACGGCCCGUCGACGCCGAAGCUCAACAGAGUUCUCUUGAUAUGUGUCGGAUUCCUCAGUAUACUUGUGUCGUUUACCGCAUGCUGGAUAUUCAUGAAGAUGAAACUUCCCGGGUAUCUGCAGUCCUAAAUUAUAAGCGAUUGUGAAUAUUAUGGAAUGUGCGGUGAAUUGCCAUUUUUAUAUAACAUUGUGGGAUAUUGUAACAGUGGAUCGGUGAUUUUUGUAAUAAAGUUAUAAGCAAAACUA